Acanthocheilonema viteae is the source of this 1794-nucleotide messenger RNA. The record is from the annotation of a GenBank genome assembly. Lineage: Eukaryota; Metazoa; Nematoda; Chromadorea; Rhabditida; Onchocercidae.
AUGAUUCCGCAAAAUUUGGAAGAAAAUCUUCAAUAUCGUGAACUACAUUUAAGACCUAUGAAUUUUCAAAGAAAUAUACUGGGUACACGGGAUUUUUUGAAUCGUCUCGGCCAUAGUAAAACACUGAAAGGUCAUGAAGGAUGUGUGAACUGCUUACAGUGGAAUACUUCAGGAAGCCUGUUGGCAAGUGGUUCUGAUGAUAUGCAGAUUCGUUUGUGGAAUGUGGAAGGUAAAGCUUUGCACUGUAUCAAAUCCGGCCAUAUGAAUAAUAUAUUUUCGGUACAGUUUUUACCCAGUGGAAGCGACGACUUACUUAUAAGUGCUGCAGGUGAUAGUAAUGUUAGAAUGCAUUCGAUUGCCCGCUCUGAUGUGCCUUACGUGUGGUGGUCUGGUGGUCGCGUAAAACGUUUGGCUAUAACACGCGCUGAUCCAUAUCUAUUUUGGUCUGCUGCGGAAGAUGGUUACAUCAAGCAGUAUGAUGUUCGCACUGCUAAAGCUAUAAGUUUAAUUAAAUUUGAUCAGAAAGAAUGUAAAUCAUUGGCAAUAAAUGAAAAUCGUCCGGAAAUGAUUGCGGUUGCAUUAAAUGAAGCCCCUGUUCCCCUUUAUGAUCGACGGAAUGUCUCGGAACCAUUAUUUACUGUUAUUCCAGGUCACAUUCCAAUUUCUGAUUCAUCCUCGCGUCACGCGUUCAGAACAUUAUCGGUAACCCAUGUUGGUUUCAAUUCUUUAGGCAAUGAACUUAUUGUUAAUAUUGGUGGCGAACAGAUUUACAUAUUUAAUGUUUUUGAUAGAGCACACGAGCCAGAUGCAUUGCAGUCACUUAACAGUUUCAUUGAUGAUCCUGUUCGAAAUUUGUUGGACACCAGUGGUUUUCCUGGCUUUGAAAAAACAACAACAGAAGUUUUUAGAAGAGAGCGUGAGCAAGCAAAAAUUCAUUUUAAUAAUAAAGAAUAUACUGAUGCAAUUGAUACAUAUAGUCGGACAAUUCUCGAUUGUGAAAAAUUGUGCGGGCACAAUCCGCCACGUAGGCAUCCUCAUUCUAUGGAUUUAUGUUUGCUAUUAGCAAAUCGUGGGGCAAGCUAUCUACGAAGGUUGUGGGAUGGCGACGCGUAUGCUGCACUAUUAGAUUUGAUACGGGCUCUCAAAAUUGAACCGAGAAAUAGUAAAGUACAUUAUCGGAUUAUCAAAGCCCUAAUUGAACUAAAACAAUAUGAUAUGGCAAGAAAAAUUUCAAAAUUAUUCAAGGAACGUUUUCCGGUUGACCAUUCUUGCGAUAGAUUGGAUGCUGUGUUGCGAACUGAUCCUGCGGGACAGAAAAAUUGGACUUCAAAUGGUUGUUCAGAUUACGUUCAGCGCUUAUGUGGACAUUGUAAUACCAAUACUGAUAUAAAAGAAGCUGUUUGGUUUGGUGGUAGAGAUGAAUAUAUUGCCGCAGGCAGUGACUGUGGUUCAUUAUUGAUUUGGGAGAGAAAAUCGGGUGCUUUGAUAAAAGGGUUUGAAGCGGAUAUGAAUAUUUUGAAUUGCGUACAGCCUCAUCCAUCAAUUUUGUUGCUUGCAACUUCCGGAAUUGAACACGUCAUUCGGUUUUGGCAGCCACUUGAUGAAGAUUUUCGAAGGGAUAACAGAGAAACUGGACGUGAAUUACACCGUCUUACGGAUCUUUCGGCAGCAAAUCAGAAACGAAUGCAUACAGGUAUAUUCGAUAUGGUAGUUGCAUCAAUAGGACUAGCUGUGCAAGGUGGUGACGAUGAUGACGUUGAACGUGGAAGGCGGAUCGGUUGUAAUGCAAGUUAG